CCCGCUCGGCGGCCGAGGCGGCAGCGCCGGGGGUGCCGGUCUGGGCAGAGGUGUCUCCUUCUCCGCCUCAGCUCCGCUAUCCCCCGGGCACGAUGCAGUUUAUGUUGCUUUUUAGUCGCCAGGGGAAACUGAGACUCCAGAAGUGGUAUGUCCCAUUAUCUGACAAAGAAAAGAAGAAAAUCACAAGGGAACUUGUUCAAACAGUAUUAGCCCGCAAACCGAAAAUGUGCAGCUUCCUGGAAUGGAGAGACCUGAAGAUUGUCUACAAAAGAUAUGCAAGUCUCUAUUUCUGCUGUGCUAUUGAAGAUCAGGACAAUGAACUAAUAACUCUGGAAAUAAUUCAUCGUUAUGUAGAACUUCUUGACAAGUAUUUUGGCAGUGUCUGUGAACUUGAUAUCAUCUUCAAUUUUGAAAAAGCCUAUUUCAUUCUGGAUGAGUUCCUUUUAGGAGGGGAAGUUCAGGAGACAUCCAAGAAAAAUGUUCUUAAAGCCAUCGAACAAGCAGAUCUUUUACAGGAGGAAGCAGAGACCCCACGUAGUGUACUUGAAGAAAUUGGAUUGACAUAAAUCUUCUCUUCAGCUGAUGCCAUCUCAGUGUUUCAUACUGUAAAUGUUCACUGCCUUCAUUGUAAUGUUUAGCUAAUGGUGUAAGAUGCUGUUUGUCAGUAUUACUGUUUUGCUAAGCUGCUUCAUUCAGGCCGACAAGAAAAAUAGUUUGUUUUUUGUUUUGUUUUGGGUUUUUUUUGAAAAGGGAAGAAGAAACCUAAGUUCAAAAUUUAUAAAUGAAAGGGGAUUAAAUUGACUCAGUAUUUCCUUUCACUACAUUUAUAGGAAAAUUGCAUUUGACUUCGAUAAGUACUGUUUUUUAUAAGCAAACUUGACUUCAGGAAAUAAAUGUAUUAUUUUGACAUAAGCAUAGCCUACCUAAAUGAAAAGAAACUACACAGACAACUCCAAAUAUGAAAUGUUAUGGCGUAGAGAAAUUGUGUUUAUGCAACCAAAGAAUUUGUUCAUCUACAUUUUAGUCACCACUUGUGAUUAUUCUGCUUAUUUCAGUUGUUGCAUAAAGAUUGGAGAUACCUGUUUACUACUGAAUUUGUCAUUAUACCAAAGAAUCCUGCCAGGAUCUGCAUAUCAAACUGGUAAAAAAGUGUUAAGGUGAUAACUGCUUUUUUAAAAAAAAAAUGAUCAACUCACUAGACAUGAAGGUGUAUUUUAGUGUAACUACCUUAAGCAACACUGUGCAAGUUACUAUACUCCAAAGGGAAUGCAUGUGGGAGAAAAGGAAACCAGCCCAGACUGAAUAAGGGAACUGUUUUUUGGUCUGAUAUUAGCUUGCUUUGACCAUGAACACAAGAAAGGAGGACAGCUUUCUAACUGAAUAGAGAUGCAUAAUGAAAACUGAAUACUUUAAAAGAUGGGAAAGAAGCUUUACAGAAGGGACCUCUUAUUAUUUUCUUUUGAAGUCUGGCAAUUAAUUUGUAUUUAUUGGUGUUCUACGGUCAUGCUUUAUUGGGUGUAUAGGUACCUUUAGGACACACCAAGUGUCAAAGUCAUUUAACUGCUUUUCUUAACAUGUUGAGCAUGUGACACAUCCCGUACAAUACUCCUGCUUGAUGUACAGUUGAACCAACUAAUUUGCAGUGAGAGCUCUUAAACAUUAGAUUUGUAUAGUAUAUUCACUACACAUCAUGUAAACUGCUAUCCAGUAAUAUUUUGACACUUUGAGAAGACUCUCGGUAAUUAUGAACUGAGCCUGUUUCACUUGUGGAAAUUGAUCCAUGUGUGGUUUUGAGGCAACAGUGGGAGUCUACACCUGGGAAGUAGCUGAGUUCUGUUGCCUGUCCCCAUAGAGGGGGGUUGUCCUCUCCCUCCCCACCCAGACACCUUUCCCUAGGAAUUUUGGUUUGUUCACCUGAGUAGUGCCAUGUGUUCACAAAGCUUAGCUCGGCAGUGCUGCUGCUAGCAGCACUUCCGUGGCCAGCUGGAGAGUGGGCUCAGUAGUACCCAGCCACAGGAAAAGUGUGGCGUUGCCACUUCUAAGGCCCCUGAUCCAGACCCCAACAUCAAUACUUGAGGCAGUAGGGCAGCCAGCCAGGGCUGGGCUGUGUGUGCCACUCCUGUAGCAGUAUCAGGGUGGUGUCUAUGAACUCAAAACAUUAGAACUUGUCCACAGAUGCCCAUUCCAGGAUAUACACACAGAUUCCAAAUGACUGGAGACUUUUUGUCCCAGGGCAUUUCCCCAGCGCACAGUGGGCAGGGAUAGAUGAGGGCAGAAGGGUAGCAGAAGGACCCCGUGUGUGAGAUUGAAGUGGUAAAAUGGAUUUAAGUCAAACCAGAAGCAAUUUUAUAUGUAUUAAACAUGUUUUUAAAGUUUUACACUGUCACUUGUAUGUGCUUGGCUAGAUUAAGCUUCGUUGUGAUUGUGACAAACUGUUUGACCUCUGUCUGUCACAUUGGUUUAGUUGUAAUAAAUGUCCAUUUUUACACCAUUGCUGUGUUUAUAUGUAAUUAGUGCCAGUAUUCACAGAGGAAAGAAGAGGCCACUCAGUGCUGGCUUAAAAAAAGGGUGAAAUUUUAUUACAGUGCUUAACCUGUUCUUGAGCACUUCAUUAAAAAAUGUUGAGGAUACUGUGUCCGAGUUUAGUUAUUUACAUCCAUUGAAAUUGUAGUGAAAGCAAUAAAUCAGCAAGGUUUUGGAAAACUUGCCACAUUAAACAUUAAAUCUAUUUAAGUGGAUGUUAAAUUGAUGGGGUAGUACCACUUCAUUUCAAAAUUAAACCACAUGUUGAGAGAGAUUUCUGGAUAACACAGACUGAAUAUUCACUUGUUUUCAUAGAAUUCUAAGCAAGUCAAUGCAAUGUUUGCGAUCCUGAUCUCAACUCAAAGCAUGUCAGAUGAAUCUGUUCACCUUUCUGGAAGAACCGAACAGCUUGAUGUUAUCAGCAAAAGCAUGAGGAAAAAUUAACAUAUGUGGACAUUGCUGAAAUUAAAUUCUGGUUUUUGGAUUUCUUAUCUUGUGAAGGGUUGGAGGGAGCUCAAGAGUAAGUAGCAAUUUCUGGAUUGUUCAGGGAAGUUGAUUGUUGUCUUGAGUGUCUUCAACUUCACUGACUUAAGUCUUUAACUCAAAGAAGCCCUCCUAAACAUUGGCCUUGCCCCCUCUUGGGGUAAGGCCACAGUGAUGGUCACCCUGUGGCUGCCUCUGUCAAGUUCCCACGUACCACGGGUUAGGCUUGUCCAGCUUGCUUUGCAGUCUGUCCCAUGGCUCAGCAAAGUGUUACCUGUCCACGUCACAUCAGUUUUGGUUUUCAGCCACAGAUAAUCAAUUCACCUGAUACAUCAGUGCUGAGCAGGAGUGUAUGUGGAAUAAUUGGGGUUUAUUUUAAGCUUACAGUGAUAGUAAAAAAUGCUGCACUCUUUGAAUGAUACGAGAAAGUAAAUUAAGCUUUGAGGUUAUUAACUAUCAUGAACUUCUAUCUUUCAUGCUUUGUAAGAAGUGCUGAUCCAAGACAGGAAGCAGUAGCAUUUUCUAGCAGGCUCUUGCAUGUCUUUAGAAACAAACCAAGUUAUUUAGCACACAGGAAUGUCACUGGUAAACUGGAGGGCAGUUUCUGAUACGCUGAACGUGCUAAUGCAAAACUGGAUGCAAAGCAGCCAUGCUGCCAUCAUAGGGCAUAAAAGUGAGAGAGGAGUCACUUGGGAUGCAUUUUGGACAGUGUGUCUUGUACACAAGCGCUGGGGCCAGAGGGAAGGCCUUGUUGAGUGUCCAUAAGAAAUGCCUUGCAUUCAACACACAGACUCGUGCACCCCUCCUCAACCUGAUGGGGGUUUGCUGCUCUGGACAGGCAGACAGGGAAUGAAAUCCCACAGAAGUGACCACCAGCUACAGUUGGAGGGAAGGCACUCUGCUGCAAGGGAGCAAGCCCAGUUCCCUGAUGCCUUAAUUCUGCUGGGCAGCAGCAGUGCCUGUGCCUACAGGGGUUCCCACUGCAGUGCCCCUGUUCUCCUUGUGCUGCUGAACAAGGCAGCACUGCUGCCUGGCUGGGCUGUUCCACUGAAGGGCAGGAGCAGCACCUCCUACCCAUCCUGACUCAAGAAGCUCAUCUGGCAGGCCCUGGCAUUGAACCUCUGUGUAAAUGCCAGAACUACUCCAAAGCACCUCCGUGAUCCCUGCUGAAUUCACAGCUGAAAAAAGUAUUUUGAAAGCUGCUGCUUUUAAGUAGUCAUUAAAGACAAAACAAAUCUUGGCCCAUAUUAAUUCACUUUAUAAGGUCCUUUUCUGUGGAAUAUGCAGGAUAACAGGCAGUGGAAAUAGGCUGUUCCUUACAAAUUUAAAUCCUUUCUGUGUUCUUCUGGGGCUUUUUCCCUUUGUUAAAGAAAAUAAUUAAGCUUAACAUUAAAUAAACUUCUAGUUUUUUUGUCUCUCCAGAAUAAAAUAGGUCACUCAGACAAUAAUAAGGAAACACAAAACCAUGCAUAUAACACUACUUAAGGUUAUGAAGCAUAGAAACAAUACUGAAAAAUACGAACUCCAAAGUUAGAAAACUGGUGGAAUCCCAGGUUUCAUGCUAACAAAUGCAAGCUAAAUGUCAGAUCUACAGAUCUCAGAUUCUGUGUAACAAACAGAUGGUGUGUGAAAGUGAAGGGCAAUCACAGCUACCAGUCUUACACUGCACAGGUACAGCCAGCAGAUCUGGGUCCAGACCUCAAGAAAAACAAGCCGAAGUUUCAGCCAUUGUAGUAGCAGAAAUAAAGUAUAUUUAAAUUUUUACAUGUAUCUCUGAGCAAGUUUGGUUUUUCGGGGUUUUUUUGUUUUUUUGUUUGUUUUUGUUUGUUUUUUUUAAAUACAGCCACUCAAGUUUCCCAAAUCCUGUUACAAAACUGUGGUGACAAGAAGCCUAAUCACCCAUGGAAUUUUCACAUGGUUGUUAGCGGGCACUUAGUUUCUAAUCCCAUGGAAGGCUGGUUUGCUUUGAUCACCUGACGGGUCACAGGUUCCCACCACCCACUCCACCACUUUUGCUUGAGCUGGACAGGUGAUUUUGCUGGGAUAAUGCUCUGUGACAUCUGGCUGCAUGGCACGGGGUGCACAGUGUCUGCACAGGGACAAGCCAGCUCUCCCAGAGCUGUGGGAAGCAGGGCAGUCCAGAGAAUGGAAGAUGGAACCUGCCUGCUGGUGACCAACUCAACCAGAGUUUGCCACAUGUGGUGCAAGUGACCCAGUGAGACAACUGAGCAUCUAAAAAAAAAAAAAAUAAGAAACCUCAGGGAAAAUUUGUCUCUAAGGUGUGGUGAGAAAAAGGCGUAAGAAACUGGCAGUAACAAAUUUCUCAAACGGAAUUAAAAACUUAGUGCUAUCCUUAGAAAUAUGCCUUUAAAAAAGGUUAUUAUUUCAAAAGUUAUGCUAAUUAAUUACAAUUCCUACAUCUGUUAAUAACUAAAACAUUUAAUCAAAUUAACUAAGCUACAGCUCUGCCUACAGUUAUGACAAUAUAUAGUGAAAUUUGGGUUUGAACUGAACAUCACUUUUGUUGUAUUACUCCAUAUCGGACAAUUUACACAUGAUGAAAGAAGGAAAAAUGUAUAAUCAGCAUGCUAGGUGCACUAUGCAUUUAGGAAAGCAAAAAAAAAAAAAAAAUCAUAUCCAGAAGCAAUGUUCAUGUUCACUUGAUCUUAGCUAACAUGGGGAAAAAUGUUCUUGCUGUGAGGAAUAGUGUUGGUAAAGUUCAUAUACCUAGAUUUUCUAAGGGAGUUUUAUGUUACAUUGCUGGGAGUUGUAAUGAAAUCCUAUUUGGGAGCAUUUCAUGCCUGCUUUAGGGUUCCAACUCAUGGGGUCUGAUCGGUUCUCUGAAGGCAGGAGCCCAGUUCUUUGGAGAGGCUAAAGACAGGGAGGUAUCUCUACAGACUGUUAGGGCACCUUUCGUGCCAUGAGCUUCUAAGUGUCUGAGGACACUGAAAAAAAACCCCAAAAACUGAAAAUAAGCCAUGUCAAAAUACAGCAUAUCUAAGAGCACAAAUCUUUUAAAUAAAGGUGAAAAAAUAUCAGUAAGGAUUUAUCUAACUGCAGGUACUUUGCUAAUGUAGCUGUCAUUUCAAGAAGGUUUUGUCCCAAUAAUUUUAUUUUUAUGUACCCUAGUCUUCACCUUGGCCACAGGAAAGCAAGGCAGUAGGGUGGCUUAAACUAUUUGUAAAAUAAACCUAAACAGGCUCUAAGUCAAGUCCUCCUCUCCCAACACCAUGAAGUAUUCUUUCAUGUAUAAACCCUUCAGUCUCUUCAGCCACUCUGCAGCCAUCUUGACUGAGCCUUCACAAUUGUCUUUGGUUCCCAGAUGGACACUUUCCACCCCUCCAGCACAAGUUAGGCAUGUUGUUUUCACCUACAAAGGGUGUGCAUCCAAGAGGUAUGCGAAGUAUUUCUAGCCUCACUCGAGGAUUACAGUUGCAUGGUCGCUAUUCUUACUUGGGGACUAAGGUACUGAAUAGACUGAUUGUUUCUCUGUGUACUUGCUACAAGGUUUUAGUCUACUGCAAUCCCUACAAUCAAUCAACUCAGCAGCUCAGUCAGGGCAGAGAAAAAUCCAACACUCAUGACUGAAAAGCUCCUACUGGGCAAGUACUGUAUAAUUAAACAGUGAUGUCUUUGAGAUCCCUUUUCUCCAACUCAUAAAACGAUUAUAUUUUCUUUGUCUAGAAAACAAUUUCCGAUAAAGAGAUGAAAAAUACAAA
Messenger RNA from Cinclus cinclus, 6725 nucleotides. It is a transcript of the gene AP1S2, whose product is annotated as adaptor related protein complex 1 subunit sigma 2. The record is from RefSeq and is a predicted model, not a curated record. NCBI's taxonomy places the organism in Eukaryota, Metazoa, Chordata, Aves, Passeriformes, Cinclidae. Gene Ontology annotation, cellular component: AP-1 adaptor complex; membrane coat; intracellular membrane-bounded organelle. The transcript has 5 exons. Gene Ontology annotation, biological process: intracellular protein transport; vesicle-mediated transport. The coding region runs from base 93 to 566 and encodes 157 amino acids. Gene Ontology annotation, molecular function: clathrin-cargo adaptor activity.